AUGGAACACAACAAUGGACCUGUACUCCUGGAGUUACUAUGUGAUGAACAUAUGAUCAACAUGAUCAAGCCCGCCAACAUUGACUUGUUCAACACAUACUUCAACUCUAAUAACAACAACAGCAUUGCUUGCACAUUCAAAAUGAAGCUCGCUCUCUUGUAUCCAGCCAUCGACACUGGUAACGUGGAACUUGUGCGAUUGCUAAUCAAACAUAACUGUUUCAAGAGUCAACCGAGGAAUGGCUCGCUCAUUGGAGAGCUCUCGAAACCUGGUGUGAGCUUGGAGAUGCUCAAGGUGUUGCACGCGGAGUUUGAUGAUAGUGAUCACUUGUUUGACCCGGUGCUUGAAGAUCUGAUUUGGAUUGAAGCACUCAAACAUUCAAUAUAUCACAAUAUGUUGGAUAGUGUACAAUACAUCAUCAAACAUAAACCUCGAUCAUUGGUCUCACAUCAAUGGGAGGAUGUAUUGGAAGAAUGCAUUCAGCUUCUGUCAACCACCAAGCAUGGCAACGUCAAUAUACUUCAAUCACUACUUGGGACUAGUUAUCUAUAUCCUCAUCUUGAUCAAUUGAUUGAGACCUUGGUCGAUUAUGGACAUGUUGAUAUUCUCAAAUAUAUCCACUCGCUUGAUUAUGUUAAAUCAUCAUCAAAGCGAUCUAUCUGUGGACAUUUCGAUGUUGGUUUUGGCAAGCUGAUUGUCACACCCAAGGCAGCCAUUAUCACAGAAGACUUGGAGAUGGCCGAGGCACUACUUCCACAAGUGGUAGAGAUUGGUGCUAUUAUCUGGCAACAGAUGUCAAUGAGCAUGGCAAUGCUCAUCACUCAUCCCUCUCACAAACAUCUCCAACUAUUCAAUCAUACCAAUUUGAUGCACAUGUUUGAGUCAAUGUCCAUGGAUGGAAGCCAGAUCACUGUUGACAUGGUACUCAACUUCAUUCAAAACUGUCAUGACACUGAUGUCAACGGCGAUGUGUUUGAGGAACUACUAAAAGUGGCAACAAGGAUCUCACCAUUGAUCAUGAACAAGAUUCUUACAACUUUCAGAGUACCAUUUGUAAUGGAGACUUUCGCCGAGGCAUUGAAUAUGGAUAUGGACCCGGACAAGACCAAUGCCAAAGCCAAGGACAUCUUUGAUACUUUGUCAAUUAUAUUUGAUCGAGUUGGUAAAGAAGAACUGGAUGUAUGGUCACGAGAUGAUCAGAUCAAGGAGUUUGCGAAUGAACUGAUUGGAAAGGCAUCUUUGGACACUGUAGUACUGAUUCUGGACAAUCUGCCCAGAGUCAAGAAUGACAUUGGUGUAUGUGGCAUUGUAAUGGCCAAUCCCAACAAUGAUGUGGUCCAAUAUGUAAUCAAUCAAUUCACAUUGGAGGAUAUACAAUCACCAGUCAACAUACAGGACAUCAUUCACAUGGCAUAUUGCAAUGAUAACCUUUAUGCUUUGAACAUGCUUUGUACUAUGAAGCGAAACAAGGCUACAAUCGGUACUUUGAUUGAUGCAUCUGAAUACAAUGCAUACCACGUACUUGAGCAUUAUCUUGCAUCCAUCGAGUUCAACUCACUUCCCAAGGUAGACAGACUGCGUACAAUCAACUCAAUCAUGUUGCCAUCAUUGAUGAAAGGACAUUCUCGAAUCGUCAAUCACUCUCAAUCACUCAUCAAACUCAUUCAAUCAAACAAGAAGAGGGAUCGCGAGGAAUCACCUGCAGAGGAAAUCGAUGAGAGCAUUGUCGUCAAUGCCUCGCCACGCUUGGAAACUGCAAUUCACAAGGUGUUCAGUGAUGGCAAGAUAUGUGGAAUGAUCAUGGAACAAGUGGGCAUCAUAUAUGAUACUAUUGGUGUGCCAACGAUGAAAGGAUCAAUCCUUUGUUCAAAGAAUAGUCUUGAGAACUUGAUUGAAUAUGGUGCAAGUCAAUGGUUCCACGCUGCCUAUCAAUCAUUCUACACACAUGAAGAUCGUUACAACUCCACACUGCUUGAGAAGGCCCUGCUAUACCCCAACCAAUCAAUCAUGGAUACAUUGCUCAAAGAUCCCAAGAUGUUGCUCCCCAACAAUGAAGAGUUUAUGAGCCUAUUCAUUGAGCUGCAAUCAGAAUGUAGUCAACCUGGAUGGGAAAGAGCGUUGGAGCAGUACAUAUCAAUCACUUUCCAGACCCCCGCCCACACGUCAAUCAGUCAGGACCAGUUGAUCCAGAUCAAACAUCCAUCAUUCCUCAACAAGUUAUUGACACUUGGAUACCGAUUUGAUCAUCUGAUCAAAUCCAAAGACAGUGUGGAUACACUUAUCACUAACUGGUUUGACAAGCCAUGGGCAGUGGACAUGUUCAAAGUACUACGUGCCAACUCAUUGGUCACAACUAGUAUCCAGAGAUCACUUUUGAAGCAUUCAAUCAAACUCAACAUCAUUGAUAUAGUAAGAUACUGCAUGGUGGAUGUUGGAUUGGACAUCAUGUUGGGCGAGGACCUGGGAAGACAUCCAGGAUAUACAUUAUUAUUGAAUGUAGUUGAACCAUCAUCAUCCUCAGCAGAUGUGCGAGAGUUGAUACUCUCACACUAUCCCCUCGAAUCCAUUACCAUGCCGACACGAGAUGAUGUGGGGAAGGAGAUGUUCUGGGUGUUGAACAAUGUCGCAAUGAAUGGCAACUUGGACCUGUUUGUUAAGUUGCUCAAUACUACACAGGCCAAAUCAAUCAAUCAAUCAGCAUUUCCACAUCUAUCAAUUGCGCUCCAGGCUAACAAUCACUUGGAGUUGGUCAACUACAUCCUGGAGACAGAACCAAUACAUGCGAUCAAGGCAGGAAAGAAGGAUGUCAUCGAGUUUAUGUUGAACAUGCACAUGGCAACAGACUAUCACGGAGCAUUUCAUGAGGCGAUGAUCCAAAGAGAUAUAGACACUGCAAAGAUCAUCUUGGACAAGAUUGGACACAUGGUCAAGGGCAGCAAGAAGAUCGAUGGAGUAUUUGUCUGUCAUUUAUGCAAAGCGGCAAGACAUGACAAACUCACUGGCAAUGACAUUGUUGAUAUGGUCAAGGCCGUUUAUAAUGGACACAAAGGAUCGAUUGAUGUAUCAAGCAUCACUCAGAUACUUUUAUCGAUAUCAUGUGUUUCAAGUGAACACCUACAACCUAUGAUCGACCUAUUGAACUGUAUCUCUGAUGAUGAUAUUGAACAACAAUUGGGUCAAGAGCAUUACAAGAUGAUAAUAGAUGAUUGUGUUGUUAGAGGUGACACUCAAUCAUUCCAAUGCAUCUUGGACUUGGCCGCCACCAGAUCUCCACCAUUCAAACCAAGCGAUUUAAUCCCAAACCAUAUGUCCAACUCUAUUAUGAUGGAUUACAUCUUGGACAAAGGUUACCUCAAGUUGGAUGGAUCAUCACUCACUUUGAAGUAUAUUCUAGAAUGGGCAUUUGAGAAUGAUUACGUUGAUGUGGUCAAGUCGAUCCAUCAGAGAUGUACAUCACUGGCCCAACUCAAGAGAUAUCUUCCAACUCUGAACACAAUUCAACAACACCUUGAUGCUAUUGUCGAACCAGCUUAUGAACAUGGUUACAUCAACAUCAUUGAGUUGUAUCAACGAGUAUCGAAGAAAUGA
This is a messenger RNA of Acytostelium subglobosum LB1, 3588 nucleotides long. RefSeq lists its product as hypothetical. The record is from RefSeq and is a predicted model, not a curated record. Bases 1 to 3588 code for a protein of 1195 amino acids. The transcript is spliced from 4 exons. NCBI's taxonomy places the organism in Eukaryota, Evosea, Eumycetozoa, Acytosteliales, Acytosteliaceae.